Messenger RNA from Trametes versicolor FP-101664 SS1, 1050 nucleotides. RefSeq lists its product as uncharacterized. Lineage: Eukaryota; Fungi; Basidiomycota; Agaricomycetes; Polyporales; Polyporaceae. The coding region runs from base 1 to 1050 and encodes 349 amino acids. The record is from RefSeq and is a predicted model, not a curated record. The transcript is spliced from 6 exons.
AUGGCUGCGUUCUUCAAGCCUCCUAACAACGCCCCGGUCGGCAUGGCGCUGGCAGUCUUGACUGUCACCCAGACGUCGGCGCUCGUCCAUUCGCUCUGUGAUAGUCUAGACAAAGAGAUCUUCGACCUUGGAGAUACCCUGGGGCUCCCGCCGGACUCCGCGACCUGGCUUGCGGUUCUCUCCGCCCGUCAAGCGUGCCGCGAGCGCAUCUUUGAGCACCGUGUCCUACCCGAGCUUGUCAUACACCGGGAAGCGCUCCGUACCAUCUAUCCACUAGAGGAGGGCGAGACGGCCGAUCUGCUCGAGGGGCUGUCUUCUGCUUUCGCUAAUGUUCGCCAGCACUUCGAGGAGUUGGAAAACGUGUGGCAUACGCUCAUGUCUCUCGCCGACGGCUAUAUGCUGCAGAUGGACGCUGCCGAUUGCGACAAACUUCAGGCUGCGCACCCCUCGCUUCAGCGAACGUUUGACCAGAUAUAUCAGGACAUCGCUGCGUUGACUCAGGAUAUGUGCCAGUGGGACGAUUGUUUCCGAACAGUCAUGACAGAGACGGGCUUCGCUGCAUGCGCGGACCGUCUCGACGCCAGGCCCUUCAGGGACCCUGCUGUUUUCGCACGCAAGCUCGCGCCGCUGUUUGAACUCCUCGAGAAUUACCUGGCCGCGCGCCUUGGAGUUCGUGAGGAUUGCGACCAGCUGUGCGGGGUGCUUGUCGAGAAGUGGCUAUCCUGCGCAGGUGGUCAGAUCCCCGGACACGAGGUUUGCGCCGAACUACGCAAGUACGAGGAGUUCCGCCAAAUCAUUUUUGACCAGAGCAUCGCUCAAGCCGAGGCUAUCGGCACAAUCAAGAGGCUCGUCGACAAUGCAGUCGAAUACUACUCCACACUCACCAGUGUCUCUUCCGCGGUUAUGCCCGUGGAGAAGUUUCACGCAUCGUUUCUCCGCUAUGACGAAAUGCGGGUUGCUUGCGAGCGUCUUGUCAAACGCUGCACGACGGCUAAGAAGGCUAUGGCCGAGUACGUGGUAGAGCUGGAAAAGGUCAGGGAUUGGAUGUAA